Molecule: messenger RNA, 483 nt
Organism: Prorocentrum cordatum
Lineage: Eukaryota; Dinophyceae; Prorocentrales; Prorocentraceae
Source: the annotation of a GenBank genome assembly
AUGAGCGACGGUCAGGCGCGUCGUCGCGAUGAGGCCGAUGCUCUCUUGGCAAUUUUCGGUGAGGAUUUCCUCGAAUUGUCUGGCAACUCAGAGUGGCGAUUUCAAUAUCGUGCAGAUUCAGAAACAGCUGUCGCUACCCUGAUUUGUCAUCUGCCAGACGACUACCCGUCGUGCUCGCCGCCAGUGCUGGUUCUGGAUGGACCUCGUAGACCAACUGAGGAUUCAGAAGCUUGCGGUCAGUUCCUCACGAGUUUUGUGCCCGGACAGGAAUUCGGGUUAAGGUUGGGCGAGUUUUUUUUUUUUUUGAAUUCUGCAGUGACAACUACAAUGUUGGAGAUUCGUCCGAUGUGCAAGUUCGAGGUGCUGCUGGUACAGAGAGCCAGCAGGCAUCACACGUCACUGAGGCACAGGCUACGCCCGCUACUGAUACCGGUAUCAUUACCGAGGCAGUGGUCGACCUUGGAUCAGAUUGUGGCGUGGUGA